This is a messenger RNA of Owenia fusiformis, 2608 nucleotides long. The record is from the annotation of a GenBank genome assembly. NCBI's taxonomy places the organism in Eukaryota, Metazoa, Annelida, Polychaeta, Sabellida, Oweniidae.
GGUGUGGUCACCGUAUGCUUAUUUUGUAACGGCAAGCUAGACAAGACUCCAGUGAACACUGGGCACUGUUUCGCUGAGCUAGAUCUGUGCCCAUGAAUAUAUUAUGAAAUGAAACGUUAUAAUGGUCGUCAAUGGGAUUUUUUACUGCAAUCUUGACCCUUCAUUUUCAUGGAAUCGGAUCAAGGAAGUGAAAUCCAAGCGUUAUUGCAUUAUGCUGACGCACUGGCGCACUGUUGUGAACAUCUAGAGAGUUCCAUGUUGGAGAUAAAAUAUCGUUUGUGCAUAUAUAACCUAGUAUGAUGAAAAAUUCCUAUAAUUUUCAUUUUUGGCAUUAUGAUUUAGAUCAGUCUGUUUACAUGUUGAUCUAUAAUGCCAAAGAUGUGUCAUAACAUUUAUAUGCACAAAAACAAAAGAUUCUCAUGGAACCAUAUGGUACAAUUAUCUGCUAUGAACUUACAUAUACACGGACUGUAAUAUAUGGAUUAUAUAUGUAUCUUCACAAUUAUGGUAAUAUCAAAACGGGAUCAAAACAAACGUUUAAACUUUGACUAGCCAUGGAAAAUUCUCUACGUAUAUUCUAGUAUAUCUUGAGAUAUGCAUGUAUUGUACAACAUUUGAAUAAAAUCAUAAUGGGAUGUGUACAUUCUAAUUUUCCCCUGCUUUGCAAUCGGCAGACAGACGUCGAAAAAUGCUUCUUUGAUGCAAUAUUCAUGAAUGAUCUGGCAACAAUGGAAGCAUGCUUGAAAAACAAAGUGGAUAUUAAUAUGAUAUACAUAUGCGACAGUAUAAUAAAACAUGCAUUGACAACCCCUCUGACAUGGGCAUGCAAGAAGGAUUACCCUUCCAAUGAGGGCCUUAGAUGUGUUCAAUAUUUAAUACAGAAUAACGCUGAUGUAAACAAAAAAGAUGGACAUGGAAGGCUUCCUUUGUCAUACGCUACAGAAAGCGGAGACUAUGACCUGAUGAAAGAAUUGAUCAGUGCAGGUACUCAUGUAAAAAAGGAUACUGCCCUUGAUGAGUGUGUUGAGAAAUCAUUGUUACAUUGGGCUGUGUAUAAUCCUCGCUGUAUGGAGCUCUUAAUACAACAUGGUGCUGAUGUAAAUGCCCUUAGAAAUAAGCACACUCCAUUGAUUCAUGCUGCAAAGCACUGUGGAAAUGCAGAGUGUGUGAAGCUAUUGAUAAAACAUGGUGCAGAUUUGGAGUACAGAGACUUAGGAAAUGAGAGUUAUGAUUUGUUUUCAUUAUGUCCACGUCCCCACAAUUAUACCGCACUGUUUUAUGCCUUGACUGAGAGAUCAUUCUCUACUGUUGAAAUUUUAUUAGAUGCUGGAGCAAACUAUAAUGGAUUAAUAUUCCCAGAUCAAGAAAAUUCCAGAAGUGCUCUGCUUGCUUUAAUAGAAUUUGGGCGAUCGAGAUCUACAUACUGCUGCAUGUAUUAUACAGACUAUAGAUUAGCAGUAGAAACACGUAAGUCCUUAAAGGGGCAUAGGGAAUUCCACAAUUUUGACAAGUGUGCAGCAUUACUGAUCAAAUAUGGCUGUACUCCAGAACUUGAAUGUUUAGGAAGGUAUCUUAGUCAUGGAAAUGCAGAUAUUUUUAAGCAAAUCUUGGAUGCUUUGACUUCGAAAUAUGAGCCUGACACACUGUUUCAGAAAUUUAAAUCUUCCCCUACUGAAGUGAGUCUCAGGGCAGAGAAGUAUGAUUGUGCCAAAUUACUUCUUGAAUAUGGAGAUACUGUGACGGAAAAUAUUAACACAUUAAUUAGUUCUAUGUACAUUAGAGACCGGACUGAUCCAAGGAAAUUGAAAUUCUACAAACAGUCCACCAAAUUAAUGUUAGAUUAUGGCGCAAGGGUAUCAUUGUGUCGAUUUUUCAAAGUUUCAAAGUAUCAUAUCUCUAAGGCCUGCAAGAGUGUAGAUCAGAUCAGAGAACUUCUUACAGUUUUAGAUUGUUCCAACUGUAAAGAGAAAAUAUCAAGCCAUGCAUUCCUUCAUAGCCCUUCUGGUGAGACUAUAAACAACAUAGUGAAUAGAAGUAUUGAGUUGAAACAUCUUACCAGAAUGGUUAUUAGAAAAUGUUUGUUCUAUGGGGGAUUGCCACCUGGCAAAUGGUUUGUUAGGAAUCUGCAACAGCUACCCAUACCAGAGGCACUGAAGUGUUAUGUUAGGUAUAUUGAACUGGAAUAAAAAUGUGAUGCAAAAAUAUCUAUUGACAUUUGACCAACUUUAUUACUUGAAAUAGGAUAAACUUUACAAUUGAUUGCAUUUUGGAUUACAUGUGGCAAUACAAUUGAUUGUACCCUUGAUUGUAAUUUGUACGAUAUAUGGCAAUUCUUACAGUUAGUUAUUGUGUCGUAAGGCACUCUACAAUUGCUUUCAGUGUGGAUAACAGUAUGUGGUACAUUACAAUUGAUUGCAGGACUGCAUGGUACAUUACAAUCGAUUCCACUUUAGAUUGUAUGAUCACAUUUGACUACACUGUGGACUGUAUGGCAUAUUACAAUUGAUUGUGCUGUGAACUGUACGAUAUACAAUCAAUUGUACUGUGGAUUUUAUAUACAAUUGAUUGUCCUGUAUGUUGUAUGGAGAAUGUAAUUGAUUGCACUGUA